This is a messenger RNA of Neltuma alba, 1120 nucleotides long. RefSeq names its product BURP domain-containing protein BNM2A-like. Bases 98 to 916 code for a protein of 272 amino acids. The record is from RefSeq and is a predicted model, not a curated record. The transcript is spliced from 3 exons. NCBI's taxonomy places the organism in Eukaryota, Viridiplantae, Streptophyta, Magnoliopsida, Fabales, Fabaceae.
AACCUGCAUAGGAAAACUGAUUAGAGUCUCUUUCUUGAGGUCUUUUCAGAAGAAGUUGAACAGAAGAGCAAAGAUUCAUUUUGAUUCCAGAAGAAUUAUGGGUGUGAAGUUUAUAUCUUGGACCCUCUUUCUUAAUCUUCUACUUGAGAUGAGUUGUUAUGGAAGUGAAGGAGCCAUGGAAAUGGGUGGAGGGCAUAUGGAUCAUCAUCAUAUGGACCCUUCAGUAAUGGUGUUCUUCACAUUAAAAGACUUAAAGAUUGGGAAAACAAUGCCCAUUCAUUUCCCCAAGAGAGAUCCUUCAGCCUCACCAAAGUUUUGGCCCAGAGAGGAAGCUGAUUCAAUUCCUUUCUCAUUAAAUCAACUGCCAAAUCUUCUGAAACACUUCUUUUUCUCCAAAGAUUCUCCUCAAGCUGCGGCCAUGGAAAACACUCUCAGAGAGUGUGAGAGCAAGACCAUCAAAGGAGAGAUCAAGCUCUGUGCUACUUCUUUAGAAUCCAUGCUUGACUUCGCUCAGGAAAUGAUUGGUUCAGGAUCUGGAAUCCAGGCAUUCAGUACUUCUCACAAAACCAAGUCAAGUGUGAAUUUCCAGAACUACACAAUCUUGGAAAUCCUAGCGGAGAUCCCAGCACCAAAGAUGGUGGCUUGCCACACAAUGCCAUACCCUUAUGCAGUUUUCUACUGCCAUAGCCAGAAAAGUGAGAAUAGGGUUUAUAAGAUAUCAUUGGUUGGUGAAAAUGGUGAUAAGGUUGAAGCUAUGGUUGUUUGUCACUUGGACACAUCCCAGUGGAGCCCUACACAUAUUUCCUUUAGGGUUCUUAAAGUUGUUCCUGGAAGCUCUUCUGUGUGCCAUUUCUUCCCAGCAGAUCAUCUCAUCUUUGUCCCUAAACUGCAAACCCAGGGCUUUUCAAGCAUGUGACUUAGCUUCUGCAAUUUUACCCUCUUCUAAUUAAUUAUAUAUCUAUGUAUUUGAAUAAUGUCAAGUUUUAAAUAAAAAAGGAGGUAAUUCUAAGCUACUUGAUGUGUUAUGAUAGUGAGGAGUGUGGACUUGCUUUAGCAGGGUGUCUUUAAGUUGAUCAUGUAUCUCUCCUUUCAUGUAUGACAAGUAAAAUAUUAUUGUUAA